GGAAUCAGUCACUUUCAAACCUAUUUGUAUGGACGGAAGUUUACACUGGUUACCGAUCAUGAACCAUUAUUAGCCCUGAAGAAAUCCAAGGAUUACUCAGGAAUGAUCGGAAGGUGGGCAAUGAUGCUACAGAGCAUGGACUUUGAUAUCCGUAAUCGGAAGCACGAGAAGCACGAAAAUGCUGACAGGUUGACACGACUGCACCGACCCGGGAAGGUCCUCAAGAGCAAGGAGGUGAUUCCGUGGAACGAGSCGAAGGAGGAGAGCGGACCGCGAUAUGGACAAGCGGAAAUUCUGUCGAAGGAGUUAGUGACGUGGACGCGGACCAGCGAGCAUCCUGCGUGCAUCGAGUACCUGGAGCUGUUGAUCAUCCAGGUCUGGAGACCUCACGUGGAAGGCGAUCUCCUCGGUUUCCUCUUCGGAUCGGUGCGGCCAGGCAAUCGCCAGCCAAUUACUCAAGAACUCAUCAUCCUGCUCGCGCAACUGGCUGACGAUCUCUCCCUCAACAUCGUUUCGCAAAGCGACGAAAGCCCCACUCCGCAUGUCAUCACGCGGGAUCUUCAGUGGACUGCAUGCUUGGAAGAACCCGGGAGUGACAGCACUCUGCCAUCGCAGCAGGAAUACUUGAAGUCGUACGGGAUCAUCGAUCACGCCUUCUAUUCGAAGGAAGAACUUGAGGAGGCGCUUGAAGGGGAAGAAGAAGCCACUAAAGAAGAGGGUGACGCCGAAGAAGAAACGUCGGAGGAGGGAAGUUAUAACGAGUACAGUGAAGGGGAGCUGAGCGAAGAAGAGGAGGAAGCCGGAUCGGAGUGGAAGGACUUGCCGGAAGAAGCGGCGCGCACAGGUACGGAGGCGGAAGAUCUCAAGGCGGCACGUAGAAGAGAAGAGAUCGCCGCCGGGAAAAGCCAGUUGGAGUUCGCCAGCGGGGCGAGCCUGCGCAUCAACGACGACCCAACUAGGGAUCCAGAGACCCCCGAGCCCGAAGAUGGCGGAUCAGCAACCGAGUCUCCAAGCGCAUCGCGACGGAGACGGAGCCGAUCCCGCUCCCCCUCCGCCCAGCCCGUCCCCCAGUUCCGACAAUUUGUCCACGUACCGAUGCGGGGAAUCGGCAUUCGUCCCCGGUCAUUAUCCCGUCGUCGCCUUGAUUACCUCACCCUCUGCCAGAUCUCUACCCCUAUCACCUUCCCUCGCAACCUCUUUCCUCCCCAUACCUUCCAUCACUUUUACUCCACCCGUCUCGCCGUCACCGUUCAUCCCCACCCUUCCCUUCAAUCCGCAAACCCCACGUUUUGUCUACACGUCCUCUUGUUCAAUGCCGCGUGGGAACAGAGUAACGCAGUAGAAGUCUACUGCGUAAUCACAGGAACCAUCCCCGCAUAUCGCCAUCACGAGUUGUUCCGUGCGGCACUCUUCCGCACUUUCUCCACCCUUUACCCUAACUACCUCGCCUCCCUCCCUCACAACGGUGAUCGGUUUCCCCGUUUUCACUGGAUCAUCCGCUACGAAGAGUUCCCGAUCACGGAGGAAGAGAUGAACCGUUACUUGCCCCCACUUCCCCCCAACCCUCCCCGUCGACAUCCCCCCAUGUAUAAUGUCUACUUUCCCGUUUCCACACGACGUUGAUACCCGCCACGUGUCCUCCGAGCAAUACAAAUCAGCAGUUUUGCG
This is a messenger RNA of Chara braunii, 1668 nucleotides long. The record is from the annotation of a GenBank genome assembly. Lineage: Eukaryota; Viridiplantae; Streptophyta; Charophyceae; Charales; Characeae.